AUGAUCUCUUUGAUUGAGAAGUGGAUUCAGCCAAUUCAUGCUGAAAUAGAAUUUCUUCGGCCUAUUCAAACUACUCAAACUACUUGUUAUAUGCCUCUUCCUAGUGAUGCUAGAACUCACCAAGAAUCUGGGCCUGCAUAUGGAUCAAGGUUGAUUGUUAUGAUUACCACUAUUAUUCCUAGACCUUUGAUACAGAAAUUCGUUGAACCGUCGAAACAGAAAUUCGCCGACAAAGACACAGAACCACCUUUUAAUAGAGAGAGAGAGCUCGGGAGCAGAGGAGAGAAAGGGGAGACCCGUGCUCGGCCACCGCCGCGCCUCUGCCGUCGAGAAGCUCCGCUGCCGCCAUUGAGAUUCACCAUCGUCACUGUCGAAGAAGCUUCAACCGCCGCCGUCGAUUGUCACUGGGGAACAACCGCCGUGCCUCUGGUCGCCGGAAUCACGGACUGGAGAGAAGGGGGCUGCCUCUCCUAUUGCUACUGUUUCGUUCUUUUAUCGUCCGUUCUUGCCGGUGUUGGCCAUCGAAUUUGUAACAGCUCCAACUUUUAUUUCCCUCUUGAUUCAGAACCGGAUGAAGAAGCAUUAAGAAGAGUUAAACUCCGUUUAGUUUUAUAUGUUGUAUUAAUUAGUUUAUUUUCUUCCCUCGUCUUUGUUAUUACAAUUUUUGCAAGAGGGAUAGGAGUUGUAUGAUUUAUAUAUAUUAUAUUAUAAGAUAUUAUGUAAGAAGUCUUGUAUAUGAA
Molecule: messenger RNA, 740 nt
Organism: Arachis duranensis
Lineage: Eukaryota; Viridiplantae; Streptophyta; Magnoliopsida; Fabales; Fabaceae
Exons: 6
Coding region: 1-690 (229 amino acids)
Source: RefSeq, a predicted model, not a curated record